GAAAUAAAACAGUUUUUCAUUCGAUUUACCAGUGAAAAGUUGACCAAUAGAAAUGUUACCAAAAUCAGUAAUUGUGUUGUUAAGUUUAGCCCUUGUGGCUGAGGCGGCCUUAGUUCGUAUACCCAUCGAAAAAGUCAGGGUAUCGAAAAACAAAGCCAACGAACUCCUGAAACUCCAGAGCAAAUACAAUUCCGUGUCCUAUACGGCCAAGGAGAGUUUGAUCAAUUAUAUGGAUGAUUCUUAUUUUGGACGCAUAACAAUUGGAACUCCCCCUCAAGAGUUUUUGGUGCUCUUCGAUAGUGGAUCUUCCAACUUGUGGGUUCCAGUGGCUCCCUGUUCCAGUGCUGAUGUAGCCUGUCAAAAUCAUCAUGCCUAUGACCCCACCGCUUCAUCUACUUAUGUAGCGAAUGGUGAACCCUUUGCCAUUCAAUACGGCACCGGCAGUUUAACGGGAUAUUUGUUGCAAGAUACCGUAACCGUUGAAGGUUUGACCAUUCAAAACCAAGUAUUUGCCGGAGCCACCAAUGAGCCUGGAAACACCUUUACCGAUGCACCAUUUGAUGGCAUUUUGGGCAUGGGCUUUGCCAACAUUGCCCAAGAUAAUGUUGUGCCACCCUUCUACAAUAUGUACUCCCAAGGAUUGGUCGACGCUAACAUGUUCUCCUUCUAUUUGACUCGUGAUGGCAGCUCUCAGAAUGGUGGUGAAUUGAUUUUGGGUGGUGUUGAUCCCAAUCACUAUACAGGUGAAUUUACUUAUGUGCCUGUUUCCCAAGAGGGCUAUUGGCAAUUCGAAAUUACCUCGGGCAUUGUAAAUGGCGUUAGCAUUUGUGAUCAAUGCCAAGGUAUUGCUGAUACAGGUACCUCCCUCAUUGCUGUUCCCGAUAACCAAUAUGAAAACGUACAAGCUGCCAUUGGUGCCGUGUAUGAUGAAGACUACAAUGCCUAUUUAUUGGAUUGCUCCAGCAUUGAUAGUUUACCCGUUGUUACCUUUACAAUUGGUGGCACCGAAUUCACUGUUGAAGGCAAGGACUAUGUCAUUCAAAUGGAUGGUAUGUGUUCAUCGGCUUUUGAAACUGCCGGUGCUAACUUCUGGAUUUUGGGAGAUAUUUUCAUUGGUAAAUAUUAUACCGUUUUCGAUAUGGCCAAUACACGUGUUGGCUUUGCACAAGCUGUUUAAGAGUAUUAAAAUAUUUUGAAAAAAUUUAAUAUACCCUUUAAAUAUUGUUUUAUUU
This is a messenger RNA of Musca domestica (house fly), 1232 nucleotides long. Its product is annotated as lysosomal aspartic protease. Gene Ontology annotation, cellular component: lysosome. Gene Ontology annotation, biological process: cell death; proteolysis. The record is from RefSeq and is a predicted model, not a curated record. Gene Ontology annotation, molecular function: aspartic-type endopeptidase activity. Lineage: Eukaryota; Metazoa; Arthropoda; Insecta; Diptera; Muscidae. The coding region runs from base 53 to 1177 and encodes 374 amino acids. The transcript has a single exon.